This is a messenger RNA of Colletotrichum phormii, 788 nucleotides long. RefSeq lists its product as uncharacterized. Lineage: Eukaryota; Fungi; Ascomycota; Sordariomycetes; Glomerellales; Glomerellaceae. The transcript has a single exon. The record is from RefSeq and is a predicted model, not a curated record. Bases 215 to 709 code for a protein of 164 amino acids.
CCAACGCACAACAACGUUCAGAGAGAGUACUCCGUCCUGUGGUACGGUUUCCGGGCAUGUGGUGAGAUCGAAACGGACAGGAAUUGCUGGUCGAGUGGUGCAGGGUUUGGGGCGGUCGUUGAUCUGACUCGAUAUUGGCUACGCUGCCACACCACCGUCUACGACUGGAGGAUUUUCCGAUCUGAAUCUCGCCCCGAACAAGCGUCAUCUUCACAUGCACGGACGAACGCCGGUUUGUGCCAGACGUAUCCGUAGGCGUAGGCUCGACAUCUGGGGGAGUGACUGGCGGGCGGUGGCUGCACCACCUUCAAGAACGAGGCCAAUCGCUGGUCUGCGUGUUGCAUGUUUGCUACGAGACAAGACGUCAGAGAGCACAAGUAUGACCGCGGGAGGCACAACGGGAGCGGCAGGACGCCUGGUGCAGCUCGGGCGGCAAAUCAGCUUCGACUUACAUGGUGGUGUCUUGAAUACUGCCAGCCCGUGGGCCGUAGGUCUGAAGGACCGGCACGACUGGUACCACAGCAGUGACAGCAUAGGCUGUCUUGCGCAAGAUAUGUCCAACUCUGGCCUCCGAUGGAAACGGAGAUUAGGUACGGUUUCGUGUCCUAUGUCAAGCUAUCGAGGCCAUUCGGGACCGACUGAUGGACCUGGUAUUUUGCUGCUGAUGUUGAUGAUCAACCAUAUUGGCAUUGCCGGAGUCUGGCUCUGACCUGGCUCUCGAGCUCUAGAGUCCAGCAGACUGGCUCGAAGGGCGGUGAGGUUGGAGCAUGGCCAGAGUGGACCACAGG